UCCGAUUUUUCUUUCAAAUUCGGUGGAGAGGAAGGAGUGGAUUGGUUGAGUCGCAAAACCCUGAACCCUAGAGAUCAUCACCCACCGAACUGCUCCGGAUCGAAUCAGCGAGUCGACUCGGAACCCUCGAAGAAUCGACUGAAAAAGCUGCAGGAAAUGCUUAGCAGGAGAUUCAUUUCUUUCUUCAAAGGCUCCCCAACUUCCACCUCGCUGAAAUCUGCAACUGAUGGAAAGGCUGGAUCUUUCGGACGGAAGGCCGUAUCGUUUAUCUUGAUUACUGUUACCGGUGGUGUUGCUUUGAGUGCUCUUGAUGACCUCUCCAUCUACCAUGGAUGUAGCAGCAAGGCAAUGGAGAAAGUGAUGAAGAAUCAGGCCAUAAUUGACGCAAUAGGAGAGCCCAUCAAGAAGGGAUCGUGGUACAACGCAACGCUAGCUGUUGCACAGAAUAGACACUCGGUGUCUUGUUCAUUUCCAGUGAAUGGACCACAAGGCAGCGGAAUCUUGCAUCUGAAAGCUGUCCGCAGUGGAGAGGAUGGGUUCAUGGCGUUUUUGAGGCAGAGGGAAUGGGAGAUUCUGAUCAUGGACGCACUUGUUCACGUCCCUUCAAAAGAGGGACCUGACCAAACCAUGAGAAUCAAUGUCUCUGAUGCUGCUGUCUCCCCUUCUGCAUGUACGGAUUGCAAACUUUCCGUACCACAAGAACCGAAGAAGAUCUAAAGAAAGAAGUUCUGUUCAGUUUGAGUUCAUUCAUUCUUUCAGUCUUGCCAACGAAACUUGGGUGGUGUUAUUAUUCUCAGGUCAUAAUACUCUCUCCAUGGGCGCGUAUACACAACGGCUGGUUUCUUCUUGUCAGUGACUGGACUCUGUAAUAAUCCUCAUUUGUAUGCUGCCUUUGUAUGGGUUAUGGGAAAAUGCUCGGUUCCACUUUCAA
Messenger RNA from Tarenaya hassleriana, 931 nucleotides. RefSeq lists its product as uncharacterized. The record is from RefSeq and is a predicted model, not a curated record. The transcript has 4 exons. Bases 157 to 717 code for a protein of 186 amino acids. Lineage: Eukaryota; Viridiplantae; Streptophyta; Magnoliopsida; Brassicales; Cleomaceae.